Messenger RNA from Amaranthus tricolor (Joseph's coat), 2001 nucleotides. RefSeq lists its product as uncharacterized. The transcript has 8 exons. The record is from RefSeq and is a predicted model, not a curated record. Gene Ontology annotation, cellular component: ESCRT III complex; multivesicular body; cytoplasmic side of plasma membrane. Gene Ontology annotation, biological process: late endosome to vacuole transport via multivesicular body sorting pathway; vesicle budding from membrane. Lineage: Eukaryota; Viridiplantae; Streptophyta; Magnoliopsida; Caryophyllales; Amaranthaceae. Bases 127 to 1443 code for a protein of 438 amino acids.
AGAGACGUAGGGAGACUACGUAGUAGAAAAUCUGAAGGAAACAGGAUGAAAUGACGAAGAGAGGGAAACCUGGAAAAUGCAUCAAAAUUAAAACGUAGCAGCAUUAUACUCUGAAUAGUUGCAAAAAUGGGGGAUGAAGUUGAAGUAAAACAAUUGUUGAAUUUCAUAAGGGAGCAAGUACCGGAUUGGGACGACGAAGUGAAGGCUACUGCUAGAUACAAGGCUUUCAGCGGUCAAAGGUCGGAUUGGGAGUCUCUUUUCGUUUUCUGGAGGGACUUAAUCAUAACUAUCGUUCGUCGAUUCAAUAUUCUUCUUCUCUCCCCUUCUCUGAUGAAAAAUUCCUGGUUCAAUCGUGGAGGCUUGACCCCUUUAUGUCUCGAUCAUGUUCUGCUUGAAAUGUACAACAAUGGUGAUCUUUUGCGAUUAAGUGAUUUUGAAGAUCCAACAACUGGACGCCUUUCUCGACUUAUGAAAAUUAUUCAUUUUCCCAUUGCCUUCAAAUCACCAACUUCAAGUGAUAUUCUGAAUGAUCGACUCAUUCUUCUAACUAUGUUGGAGGAUCGAGCAACAUAUGUUGUGAAAGCAUUGUCAGAAACCAACUGGACAUCUUCAUGCAUCAUAACGAUGAAACAUUUUGAAAGUUUGUUUAAAGAGCACGAUGAAGCAUUUGCAGUGCUAAGUUACUUGUCACGACACGGGAAAGCACUAUAUCUCUCCAUCAAAAGCAAAGAGCCAAUAAUGGGUGUAAAAGUAUCGCUCUCUUCUGCAUCUGUUUCUAGUUUUCCAAGUAUUGAUUCUGUUAUUUUGCAAUUGAUGUGGACUCUAGAAGAGCUUCAACAGCAAAUUUCUGUUAUAGACAAACAAUAUAAAAGAUUUAGAAUAUCUGCAUUGGUUGCGUUGAGAUCUGGAGACAAAACUUUAGCUCUAAGGAAUGCAAGGCAGUUAAAAUUAGCUUCUGAGAGUAGAGACAAACUAACAGCAUAUUCUGACCGAGUAGAGGAGACAGUCCGGGUUAUUUCAGAUGCACAAUCUGCGAAAAAGGUGUAUGAAGCUAUCCAGCUUGGUGCUCAGGUUAUCAAGGAAAAUAAAAUGGAAGUAGAAGAAGUUCAAUUAUGUCUACAAGAACUCGAUGAGUUUAUGGUUUCUCAAGAAACCAUCUAUAAUGCCUUAGAAUCAAAAUCGUAUGCAGCUGUAGAGGAUGAAGAUAUUGAAGAGGAGCUGAAGAAGCUUGAGUUACAAAUAAGGAAUGAAAACAUCCUGGUAAACGCACCUAUAACUAUGGAAGAUACAAAAGAAAAUGUAAGGGCGUCGGCUACCCCAGAUGAUUUGUGUGCUGCCAUAGCAGAUCUUAAGCUUGAAAGUGAGAUUGAAGACCAUAGUAUUCAGGGUUCACAUUCAGGUUCAGGAUCCCGGAAAGACUGUGCAACGCUUGAAGCUGCAUAAUCGAUUUUGGUUUUUAGCUGGUGAUCAAGGCUGAAUCUUUUAAUGUGAGGUAAGCAUCCAUAAACUAUACUGUAUACAAUGUGCGCUGAUGAUUCUAAGGUUGUCCAAACUCAACAGUUUCAAAAAAAGGGUGCGUCCCUUGAGCAAUGAGCAGUGAGUUUUAAGGUUAUGUUUGUACAGCAACUAGGACUUUCGGCUGGUUCUUCCGCAACAAUUUUGUUGGUGUAGAAGCUGCUGCGUGCAUCAGCCAAAGGUCUUUGCAAAUUAUUUACUUACAUGACUUGGAUUUAUUUGCCGAUGAUAUUUUUCCCUUUGUUUUUUGUGUUACUAUAAUUAUGGAGUUUGAGGAACAAGUUAAGGUUGUGAUGAGUAAUAACCAAUGGUAUUUGGGUCUUGUAAUUUAUCACUCGAAUGGUCAGUAAAGAUUGGUAAGUUCUCAUUAAAGUUUAUCAACCUGGGCUUCUCUUGUCCUUUUCUUUUUCCUUCAUAAUCUACAUCUUUUAACAUGCGGUCAUAAUAUAGAAAUUUAGAGUAUAGAAGCUAUUUUUUAUUUUAUUU